Molecule: messenger RNA, 2296 nt
Organism: Cervus elaphus (red deer)
Lineage: Eukaryota; Metazoa; Chordata; Mammalia; Artiodactyla; Cervidae
Gene: TPD52L2
Product: TPD52 like 2
Exons: 9
Coding region: 142-831 (229 amino acids)
Biological process (GO): carbohydrate metabolic process
Cellular component (GO): cytoplasm
Source: RefSeq, a predicted model, not a curated record
GAUUUCGUAAGCCGCGGCUGCUGAGGCGGUUCCGCUGGCUGCUGUGUACGCGGCGAGUUACACCUGGUGCGGCCCACUCGGCUCCCACUGCUCCCUCGAACCGGGUCUCAACGCCAACUGCGGCCGGGUAGCCAUCUAAACAUGGACUCCGCCGGCCAAGAUAUCAACCUGAAUUCUCCUAACAAAGGUCUGCUCUCCGACUCCAUGACGGAUGUCCCUGUGGACACAGCGGUGGCUGCCCAGGCUCCUGCUGUCGAGGGUCUGACAGAGACCGAGGCCGAGGAGCUCAGGGCGGAGCUUGCAAAGGUGGAAGAGGAAAUUGUCACUCUGCGCCAGGUGCUGGCAGCCAAGGAGAGGCACUGUGGCGAGCUGAAGAGGAAGCUGGGCCUUUCCGCCUUGGAGGGCCUGAAGCAAAAUCUCUCCAGGAGUUGGCAUGACGUGCAGGUCUCCAAUGCCUACAUGAAAACUUCUGAGAAACUCGGAGAGUGGAAUGAGAAAGUGACCCAGUCAGACCUCUACAAGAAAACCCAGGAAACCCUGUCUCAGGCGGGACAGAAGACCUCAGCGGCCCUGUCCACCGUGGGCUCUGCCAUCAGCCGGAAGCUUGGGGACAUGAGGGCUCGGCCCUUCCCACACUCCUUUAGCAGCCACUCCAUCCGCCACUCCAUAAGUAUGCCGGCCAUGAGGAAUUCUGCUACCUUCAAGUCAUUUGAGGACCGAGUUGGGACCAUCAAGUCUAAAGUUGUCGGUGGCAGAGAGAAUGGUGGUGACAACCUUCCCUCUCCAACGGGGAGUGGUGACAGACCGUUGCCCGAUCACAUACCUUUCUAAGACUGUAGCGACUUUGCCCGGCCAUGGAAUAAGCACACCCUCAUCGCCACAACUGCAACUUCGAGUGGUGGGUGUGGAGGACAAUUAUGCCAUCCCCAUGGAGACGUGGUCGCCGCACUCGCAUGGGUCAGAGAACACGCCUUGUCCACAGAUGCCUCCCCCUCUGUCAGAUCAGCAGGUCAUUUCGCCAUCCUGCCUUAGGGCAGGGAGUGGGCAGGAUGGUGGGUCCCAGGGUGACUGAACCAAAGCCAGGCUUCUGUUGGGAAUCUCUUAGUUGGUCAGCAUGUUUAAAGGGGGGAAUGUGAUAAGUGUAAAAUGCGCUGUGUUUUCCGAAGUCUUUCCAUAAGUCACAGAAGGACGAGUCAUCCAGAAAGCCCUGCCUGAUCUGCAGUUUAAUUUCAAAAUGCUAAACAGGAAAACUAUCCAUUUUUUGAGACCUUCCAGAAAGAAGCUGAUUAUCAGCAGCUGCCUAAUUGUUACACUAACAAUCUAGCUUUAACAAAAGCAAAUUCUUUAUUUUCUAUAAAUGCAGUGGGUUUUUCAAAAAGUAAAACUAAGCGAAGCAGCUUUAGCCUCAUAGUUAGAAAGUAUUUCUUUGGACUCAAGCUGAAAUGCACGCCUUACAUCGCCUUAUGCUUUGUUUAUAAUGUUUUUAUAUACAAACGAGGAUUCUUCAGUGGGUUUUGAGCAUUAUGUAAAACCCUGCAUCCAGCCAAGGGGCAGCACGGCUGUGCCAGUGCUGUAUUUUAUUUCAUGAGUGCACUCCAUCCCUGUGUAGAAACUGGCUUCUCUCCUCUUGGUGACCACAGCAGCACCUGCUGGCCAGUGGGGAUGGAGGCAGGAGAAAGACCAGCCCCUCCAUGGAGGGCCAGCGCUGCCCUUGCGCAAGCCAGCCCUGGCUGGCUCCUCCCCGGUCAGCAGCUGCAGCCUGUGGGUAUGCCACAUGCCGGGGCUGGCAAGCAGCAGGCAGACCCUGCAGGUAGGUCAGGGCUGGGGCUUCGGGUCAGCUGGAACUCUGCUGUUGCCUUUUCUCAGGAGCUACAAAGAUCUCUUUCUCCUCUGAUGCUGCCACAGCCCAGCAGCCUCACCCCUGGCCCCAUGUCUGGUGCAUCUGGAGGGGCAGCUCUGUGCCUUACAGGCUCUUGGUGGGCAGAGACCUCGACCACCUGUGUGUGCUUUCGGGGGGAGGAGCCAUCGGCUUAGCGUCCUCUCUGCUGGACUGUGAUGUGCUGCCUGGUACCUGCAUGUGCUGGUCACUUCAGACACUUGGGGGACGGGGGGGCUGCAGUCCACGCUGUGCCUUGGGAGGAACGCUGCUCCAUGCUCUUUCCCUGGGGUUGGAGUCUCAGAUGGGGUGUGGUGGGAAGGCAGGAUGCAGGGAUAAUGACUGCAUCCUGGGUUUCUCUUUUCCAUAAAGUAAAUAAUGGUGAUUUGUCAAUAAAGCAUUUCUUUGGGGGAAAACAGA